Molecule: messenger RNA, 435 nt
Organism: Rotaria socialis
Lineage: Eukaryota; Metazoa; Rotifera; Eurotatoria; Philodinida; Philodinidae
Source: the annotation of a GenBank genome assembly
AUGUUAUCCACAAUCAAUUUUUGCCUCGCAGCAUCCAUCAUUAUAGUUGUUCGCUCACACAUAUGGACUGGAAUCUUUUUGAUCGAACCAGAAUGUAAUACAACAGUUUGCUGUUGUGCAUCUGGAAAACUCGUUAUAACGAAUAAAACAAAUGAUAAUUUUGAGUAUAAAUCCGAUCUAAUUGGUAAAUGUAACAAUCGAACUAAAUUUCAAGAUUCUGCAAGUUCUCCAAGUGGUUUUUCGACUUCGGUACGGACGAAUAACCAAAAUUAUACGAUUACACUGAGCCUGGGCAGUAACGUCGUGAUAGCUACUCAUGAAACUACAGCCGAAUGUAGUUUCAAGGCUUACAGGGAAAGCAAUGCCGGUAAGCAAUUUGGAAAUACCAUUCUAAUGGUUGCUUUGAUUUUAAUUGUACAAGUAUUUGAUAAAUAA